Molecule: messenger RNA, 2624 nt
Organism: Prosopis cineraria
Lineage: Eukaryota; Viridiplantae; Streptophyta; Magnoliopsida; Fabales; Fabaceae
Product: heat shock 70 kDa protein
Exons: 1
Coding region: 251-2206 (651 amino acids)
Biological process (GO): cellular response to unfolded protein; protein refolding
Cellular component (GO): cytoplasm
Molecular function (GO): misfolded protein binding; ATP binding; heat shock protein binding
Source: RefSeq, a predicted model, not a curated record
CCUUUCCCACCUCCUCGAAUCUUCAUCAACAUCCUCGAUUAUUCUAGUCCUCUCUCGAUUCUCUCUACCCCAAUCUCGUAAUUUCUCGAACCUUUUCUAAAGUGUUAUAAAUUCCGGCUUCAGUUCUUUUUGUUUUCACUUGACGCUGUGAACUUUGAAAACAUACUGUCGAUUCUGCGAUCAUCAACCUCAAUCCUAAGUACGAAUUUUUGCCGUGUCUGUCUCUGAAUUUAAAGCUUGAAGCUUUGCCAUGGCGGCAAACGAAGGAAAGGCAAUAGGCAUAGACCUAGGAACGACCUACAGCUGCGUGGGUGUGUGGCAAAACGACCGCGUUGAGAUCAUCCCGAACGAUCAAGGCAAUCGCACCACCCCAUCCUAUGUGGCAUUCACUGACACCGAGAGGCUCAUCGGAGAUGCGGCAAAGAAUCAGGUGGCCAUGAACCCGCAGAACACCGUCUUCGAUGCGAAGCGACUGAUCGGUCGGCGAUUCUCCGAUCCAUCCGUCCAAAACGACAUGAAGCUCUGGCCUUUCAAGGUCGUUCCGGGUGCAGCGGAGAAGCCCUUGAUCGUCGUCACAUACAAAGGCGAAGAGAAAAAAUUCGCCGCCGAAGAGAUCUCGUCAAUGGUCCUAACGAAGAUGAGAGAAGUCGCCGAGGCGUUUCUGGGUCAUCCAGUGAAAAAUGCAGUCAUAACCGUCCCUGCUUAUUUCAACGAUUCUCAGAGACAAGCCACUAAGGACGCUGGAGCGAUCUCUGGUUUGAACGUCCUUCGAAUCAUUAACGAACCUACAGCAGCUGCUAUAGCCUAUGGAUUGGACAAGAAAGCUUCUAGAAAAGGUGAACAAAACGUGCUUAUUUUCGACCUCGGUGGUGGAACUUUUGAUGUUUCAUUGUUAACAAUCGAAGAAGGGAUUUUCGAAGUUAAAGCUACAGCCGGUGAUACCCAUCUGGGAGGUGAAGAUUUUGACAACAGGAUGGUGAAUCAUUUCGUGGCCGAGUUCAGACGGAAGAACAAGAAGGACAUAAGUGGAAACGCAAGAGCUUUGAGGAGAUUAAGGACAGCUUGUGAGAGAGCUAAAAGGACUUUGUCUUCGACAGCACAAACAACUAUUGAAAUUGAUUCUCUGUACGAAGGAAUUGACUUCUAUGCGACAAUUACGAGAGCGAGGUUCGAGGAACUGAACAUGGACUUGUUCAGGAAAUGCAUGGAACCUGUGGAGAAGUGUCUACGGGACGCGAAAAUCGACAAGGGACAGGUCCAUGAGGUUGUUCUGGUAGGCGGGUCGACCCGAAUCCCGAAGGUUCAACAACUCCUCCAAGACUUCUUCAACGGAAAAGAGCUCUGCAAAAGCAUCAACCCAGACGAAGCUGUCGCGUACGGCGCGGCAGUGCAAGCGGCGAUCUUGAGCGGCGAAGGCGACGAGAAAGUUCAAGACUUGUUAUUGCUCGACGUGACCCCACUAAGCCUUGGACUCGAAACCGCCGGUGGGGUCAUGACGGUGUUGAUCCCAAGAAACACCACAAUCCCAACAAAAAAAGAACAGAUUUUCUCUACCUAUUCCGAUAACCAACCUGGGGUUUUGAUCCAAGUGUACGAAGGAGAACGAGCGAGAACUAAAGAUAACAACUUACUCGGCAAAUUCGAGCUCUCUGGAAUCCCUCCAGCGCCUAGGGGAGUGCCUCAGAUCAACGUGUGCUUCGACAUAGACGCCAAUGGGAUUUUGAACGUCUCUGCGGAGGACAAAACAGCCGGAGUGAAGAACAAGAUAACGAUCACGAACGAUAAAGGAAGGUUGAGCAAAGAAGAGAUUGAAAAGAUGGUGCAAGAUGCAGAGAGGUACAGGGCAGAGGACGAGGAAGUGAAGAAGAAGGUGGACGCGAAGAACUCGCUCGAGAACUAUGCUUAUAAUAUGAGGAACACGAUCAAGGACGACAAGAUCGCAAGCAAGUUAGGAGCAGGCGAGAAGCAGAAAAUUGAGAAGGCUGUGCAGGAGACGAUAGAGUGGUUGGAUGGAAAUCAAUUGGCUGAAGUGGACGAGCUUGAGGAUAAGCUGAAGGAAUUGGAAGGUAUAUGCAACCCCAUCAUAGCUAAGAUGUACCAGCAAGGUGGUGCUGGUGCUGCUGGUGGAAUGGAAGAGGACAUGCCGGGUUCUGGAUCCACCGGGUCGGGUUCUGGAUCUGGCCCGAAGAUUGAGGAAGUUGACUGAAGCAGAAGCUGAACUAAGUCCCUGUGUGUAGCUAGUAUGCCGCCAAGCAUUUAAUAAGCUUCAUGGUGAGGAGGGUGUUUUAUGUUUCUAGUUUUAGAAUGUAGUUAUGAAGAUGGUGAUGGAUCUGAAUAAAAGUUGAGAUUUCUGUUCAGAUGGAUUUACUGAGCAUAAGUUCAUGUUUUGAUCUUGCAGCUUUGUGCAUGAUCGUAGAUUAAUUUGGUGGGUGGAAGUGGUUUUAGUUUUGAACUGUUGGGUUGAAUGAAAUCAUACUGCUGAAGGACUAGAAAGUAGAAAAACCUUUUCUGGAUAGGUUAUAAUGUGCGGGAUGUUUUGUGAGUUGAAUUUUGUGUGUCAUGGCCGGAGUUUCAGCAUUUUGCUGGUGGAUUUGAAUGUGAGUUUCGAUCUUCCUUCUCUUGUA